AUGGAGGAUGAUAGACGCACACGCCUUCUCGCGGCGUGCUGGUCUUUGGCCGCCGCCGCCGUCAUCCUGCUCUCUCUCCGCCUGUACUGCAAAGUGUGGCGAGGAAGAGGUCUCUGGUGGGAUGACCACCUCUUGAUUGCUUCUUGGAUUUCCCUCGCUAUAUCUUGCUCUGUGCUUUCGUACAUCUGUUCGAUCGGUUUCGGUACGAGGCGGGCAACAAUCAGCGAUGAGAAUCUCAAAAUCAUCAGUCUCAGCACCAUCAUGGUGGCUGCGUUUGGAAUCAUGGCCACGACGUUUAGCAAGACGUCCUUCGCCAUUACGCUUUGUCGCAUUUCGACCAACCAGUGGAUGAAAUAUCUUCUCAUCUUCAUCAUCGUGACGAUCAAUGUCUCCAUGAAUCUUGUUUGGAUCUUUGGCCUGGUCAAGUGCACACCUUUCGCCAAAGUCAUCGACGGCAGCCACCCGGGAAAGUGCUGGGAUAGGCAGAAACUCCUCAAAUUCCAGCUCUACGCUGCAUACUACUCUGCUAUCCUCGAUUUCAUGCUCGCCCUGCUUCCGUGGCAGAUCAUCAUGGGCAUGUCCAUGCGACGGCGUGAGAGGCUCGGUGUCGCAGUGGCCAUGAGCCUUGGUGCCAUUGCUGGAAUCACAGCAAUCGUCAAGGCGGUGCUCGUCGUCAACAUGACGAGCACCGACUUCACUUAUGACCGCGUUGACCUGACCAUCUGGACCUUGGUGGAGCCCGCUGCCUCCAUCAUGGCCGUGUCCAUCCCCGUGCUGAGGAUGCUGUACCACGAGCUCAAGACAAGCCACGCCAGGUCCAAAUACAACCGAAGCAACCCCUACGCCGGACAGACAGGCGCCGGCGCCACGUCUUCCGACGCCAAGCGCGCAACGCGGCAGCCGCACAGCAAGUACGGCCAGAACUCGGUCGUCAUCAUGUCGAACAUUGCCUGGGAGGAGUCGCAGGAGGCGCUCCGGGACCCCGAGACCAGCGCCCGCUCGCCGAACCUCAGCGGUGUGCUCAAGACGGAGGAGGUGAGGGUCGAGCACGAGAGGUUGAGCACCGUGGGCGACGAGGACUCGAUAGAGCUCAAGCCGUAUGCCGUCAGCGCGACGGCGAUGAAGGAGGAGGGUGGCGGCAACCGUCGUGCUUCGUAG
Messenger RNA from Verticillium dahliae VdLs.17, 1158 nucleotides. RefSeq lists its product as uncharacterized. Bases 1 to 1158 code for a protein of 385 amino acids. The record is from RefSeq and is a predicted model, not a curated record. Lineage: Eukaryota; Fungi; Ascomycota; Sordariomycetes; Glomerellales; Plectosphaerellaceae. The transcript has 5 exons.